AUGGCGGUUGGGUGGAAGCCAUUGUUGCCCCUAAUCGCAGUCUCAGCUCUGUUCAUCUAUGAAGAGUGGGUCUCAUCUCCUUCCUGCAAAAGGGUACCUAGCCCUAACCUCCAUGGCCAUGAACCCAACCAGGACCACCCAGACGACCUCAAGGUCAUGAUGGUCGCCAAUCUCCUCCUCCUGGGCUCCGAGGCCGGCUACUUCAACCUCCUCUUCAGAGACUACUACUUGUCCAGGUUCUUCACGAAUUCUUUCCGAACUUUGAAGCCCGAUAUGCUGUUAGUGUUGGGCGAUAUCUCGGCCCGAGGUUACAAAUUGCCGAAUUCCAAGUACAUUUCGGUGAUUCACCAAUUUCAGCGUGUAUUGGGUCCAUUUCUCGGGCUGCCACUUCACGUUGUUCUUGGCGACCGAGAUGUCGGAGAGUGCGAUAAGCUAAGUGCGGAUUUGGUGAGUUGGGUUUCGGGUAGAUUUCCGGGUCUUGACUCUGCCGGUUGCGGAGCCUUCGAAAUCGGUAAUGUGAGUUUCGUGUCGCUCAAUGCCGUGGCUUUGCUUUGCGGGAACAAUGAGCUGAGGUUCAGUGUGGAGAAGGUGGUGGAGAGUGAAAGCAUGGAUUUUCAGAUGGGAACCGAGCUUGAGGGAAUGGAUGAGAAUGGUCGAGUGAGGAAGAAGGUUUAUGAGUUUGGGUGGAGAGAGAAUGCUAUGUCAUCUGGGUCUGGUCCUGUGCUCUUGCUUCAUUUCCCAUUAAACCAAACUGUAGCUGCUGCUAACUAUGAUAGGAGUAGGAGUUCAAGCAUAUUGGACGGCAGGGGACGUGUUGGUACAGGGCCAUACAAUUUGUUACACAAGCUACCUCCGAAUGCUACUGAAUAUAUCUUUCAAGCUCUCAAACCAAGGAUUGUUUUCAGUGCCCACACUCAGGAAUUCCAUGAUUACUUCCACCCAGAUGGGACGCGCGAGGUGACUGUUCCAGCCAUGACAUGGAAUGCAAGGGAUGAUCCUGGAUUUGUUGUUGCCAUUUUCCGAAGGAACAAAGGAGAAGUAAGCGUCAGCUAUUGCUCUCUAGCUAGGGAAUCUCACGUUCUAGUUGCCUAUGUAACUCUUCUGAUUCUUUUAGUACCAAUGAUGGUUUUCCCAAGCACGCCCAAUUUGAGAUGUUUAACAUAA
Prunus armeniaca (apricot) is the source of this 1164-nucleotide messenger RNA. NCBI's taxonomy places the organism in Eukaryota, Viridiplantae, Streptophyta, Magnoliopsida, Rosales, Rosaceae. The record is from the annotation of a GenBank genome assembly.